UGAGCCGGGUGUAGGGCGAGGGGCGGACAGUGUUGUGGCUCGGCCAGUUUGUGUACACUUGAGCACUGUCAAAUCUUGCCUCGGCCCACCUACCCACUUGCUCUCUGGACAUUUGCCUCAUGUCCUGAAUGUAAUUUGCUUUUUAUGUGGGAGUUUUCUCUAAAAUAUGUUCAUAUUUCAAGGGUCGAAUUAUUGAGAUUUAAAAAAUGAUGAUGGCAAAGGACAAAUUAUUGAAGCCACGUCAUAAUAUCUGUUAAGGAUCUGUGAUGUUGCUGCUUUCCUACAUGUUGAAAAUAUGUGAAGCAGAACUCAAUGUUGUGCUAACGAGAGCAUAUGUAAGAAGAUUAGAAUGUCUUUAAAUUUAGACAAUGACGCUCACAGCAGUAAGAGAGAGGAACUGUUGUCUAGUUUACUUUCAGCAGUUCAAGGAUGUCAGGUGAGGUUUGGAGGACGUGCUGAGCUUGCCACUGAAACAGAUGAAAGAGUUGCAUCGCUAUGUACCAGGCUUGAGUUUGCAUUAUCUCACGGCCUCAAAUUGCAUUCCCCCAGCAGAGGUAUUACUGCAAUUAAGCAGGUGAAGGAGAUGGUGACAUCUGGGCUAAAUCUUCAUCUUAGUCUUCCUGGUUCUGACACAGAGGUUCCUGUUUUGUGGUGGUAUGUACGAGAGCUCUUAACCCGGCAUGAGUAUGAGCGUUUUCUUCUCCUGAAGAAUAUAACCACUGAUGUUGGCAGAGGUCGUGCGUGGCUAAGGAGUCUGCUCAACGAACAUUCCCUUGAACGUUAUAUGCAUGUAAGUUUUUACACAGGUAAUGCAGUGGUUCCACGAAAGAGAGAUCUGAGAAGAAGGAAAAAGAAGAUACCCUCUCAGUUAAUAUCCUUUGAUGAGGACCUUUCAAGGCCUGAUCGACCAGAUGUAAAUUCACCAUUAUACCACAGUGCCCCUACGACAUGUCUCAGCUCCCCUGCUCCAACCACAGCUGGUUCAACACCAUAUGCUGACCGCUUGGAGAGCUUGGCACAUCUUCGAGAACUGCAACAGGCUAAGCAAGUUCUUAAAUCAGCCAAUGAAUCAUCUAACAGCCAAAAGAACCAUUCUAGAAAUUAUCAAGAAAUGGGAAAUUCCAGUGAGAAAUUAGGAGCGGAAAAUGAGAUUGUGAGUCCUCUUCAAGACACUGAUGGUUUAGAAACCAGCCAUAUUACCAUUGGCAAGAAUGCCACUUAUGAUGAUGAAUCAUUGAAUGAACCUAGUUACCAUCAGUUGUUUGAAAAUAUAUUGACAAAGAAGCAUGAUGAAUCUUUUGAUACUAGUGGUACUAUUUUGAAUGGCAACAACAGUGCAUCAGGUAAUUUGCCUCUGUUGAAAUCUCAACGCCCCAAUAAUCUUUAUGAUCAAGAAACUGGAUCUUACAAAUCUAGUCAAUCCAAUCUGUCAGGAGACAGUUUUCCAUCAAGUGAAGGUGAAACAGGAGCUGUAUUCACUCCAGUGGGUGGAAAUGAUGUCGGGGGACUGAUUCCCAUGAGCCCGAGAGGCCUUGCAUCCUUUGAUGGCAUUCGCUCAGAUGAUGAAACAUCUAUUAAUAGCUACACUCAGGAGGUUGAUGAAGCGGCAGCAGCUGUGGCCGAUAUUGUCGGAGCUCAGGGUAGGGCCGGGAUCAUUAGUCCCAGCUCUGUGUCCUCUACCUUACCCAGUCCUUCAAGUGGUGACACUACAUUAACAGUAGAUGAACUAAAAUCAGCUGUUUUAGAGAUAAGUCGUGCUCGAGAUGCUGCAGAAGGUCGUAGAGUGGAAGUAGCAGCAGCACUUAGUCAGGAAAUGGAAACAACAUCAAUGCUCAGAGCAGAGAUAGCUCUUCAACAGAGUCAGCAUCAAGAAACUCUUGAUAAAUUGAAUAUGAAAAUCAGUACACUUACCAGGGAAAAUGAAUUAUUGAAACACCAGUUAAAGAAAUAUGUAGGAGCAGUGCAACUUCUUCGGCGUGAAGGAAACAGUGAAGGAGGAGUUACACCACCCAGCAAACCUACCCCAGAUUACCGAGAUUACCACCAUGAAGCUGCUGCUUAUGAGAAGAAACUUAUUCAGGUUGCAGAAAUGCAUGGAGAAUUGAUGGAGUUUAAUGAACAGCUACACAGACUAUUAAGGAUACGGGAAGCACAGGUUCGCCAACUCCGUGAGCAGCUGGUAGAACUCAGAGGUCCUUUGCCUGAUGAACAUGAUGAUAAUGAGGAUUUUCAAGAAACUACAAGUAUCACCAGUGACUUGGACACAUUCGCUAGUUCGACCACCCCACGUACUCUCAUCAACAUUUGGAUACCAACUGCCUUCCUUACUGGUACUUCUGCUGACACUCAUCAUGUUUACCAGAUAUACAUUCGUAUUCGAGAUGACGAGUGGAAUGUUUAUCGUCGGUUUGCUCAGUUCUAUGAGCUUCAUAAGCAACUUAAAAAAAGGGAACCCAUUGUCAAGUCCUUUGAUUUUCCCCAGAAGAAAACAUUUGGAUAUAAGGAUGAUAGUGUAGUGGAAGAACGUCGCGUCCGCCUCCAACAGUACAUUCGACAAGUGGUGAACUUGCUUCUCACUUCCCAUCCACAGCUCACAUCAUCACCAGAUAAACCAACAUUUACAAGCUUAUUACCAUUUUUCGCAGAUGUUCAUCAACCCCAGUGUAGUGGUGGUAGUAGCUCGACCACCAGAACGAAAACAUCAAGAAGAGGAGUCCUGUCUCGAUUUUCUGCUUCUCGUCAAGAUCAACAAUCUCGCGUCGUACCAGAUUUACCACAUUAUAAUGGCUUAUAAUAUCAAA
Messenger RNA from Procambarus clarkii (red swamp crayfish), 2801 nucleotides. Lineage: Eukaryota; Metazoa; Arthropoda; Malacostraca; Decapoda; Cambaridae. The record is from RefSeq and is a predicted model, not a curated record.